AUGACUCCCAAAUAUAAGGAAAUCUCAGCCAUUGCACGCAAGCGCCGUGACGAUUUGUUGACGACUGCUUAUGCCCUCCCUGAAAUAAACGAAGAAAACCUGCCAAAGGAUCUGAGAUCCUACCCAAAGGAAUCAGGCCUCUUCACGAAAGAAGAACUCGAAAUCCUCGAUUUGGAUGCGGUGGAAAUUCUUCAAAGAAUCAAAGAUAGAAAACUGACCUCGGUGGCUGCAACGAAGGCCUUUUGCAAAGCAGCAGCUGUUGCACAGAAAUUGACGAAUUGUGUUACCGAGGUGCUCUUUGCCGAAGGACUAGAGAGGGCCAAAUAUCUGGAUGAUUAUCUCGAGAAGAAUGGAACCGUGGUUGGUCCGCUCCAUGGUUUGCCCUUAUCUCUCAAGGAUAACUUCAUCACCGCUCCGCACCCGGCAUCCAUUGGACUGGCAGUGUAUGCGAACGAGCCGACAGAGAAAGAUGCCCUCCUGGUGACCAUGUUACGGGAUCUGGGAGCAGUUUUCUACGUCAAGACAAAUGUUCCGACCGCCAUGAUGAUGAAUGAAACGAAUAAUAACAUCUGGGGAGAGACCAGAAACCCAAUUCACAAAGGCCUCAGCCCCGGAGGCUCCUCAGGUGGAGAAGGCGCGCUCAUUGCAAUCAAGGCUUCCCCCCUCGGAGUAGGAACGGAUAUUGGUGGAAGUAUUCGCAUUCCCAGCGCAUUCUGUCAUCUCUACGGUCUGAAACCGUCCUUCGGGCGCUUUUCCACUGCGGGAGGCCAGCCAGGUAUCCCCGGUCAGGACUUUAUAUAUUCUGUCUGCGGGCCCAUGUCGAGAUCUCUGCAGUCGGUGAGAUUAUUCUGCGAGGCCGUCUGCUCGGAACAAGCAGCGCCCUGGAAUCUCGAUCCGAAGAUCGUACCGAUCCCGUGGAGAAGGAAUGUGAUCCAGCCGCCAGGUAGAAAACUCAAACUGGGUCUUCUCCGCCAUGAUGGGAGGGUGACCCCUCAUCCUCCUGUUGAACGUGCAUUGGAAAUUGUGAGGAAGGUUCUGACGGACGCGGGCCACGAAGUGUUUGAUUGGGCUCCAGUCGACCAUCCUGCAAUAGUUGAUGCGGCAACGGAGGCUUUCGCGGAACUGGGUAGUGAUGCCAUUAUUCCACAGCUCACGGAGUACGACGAGCCAGUCUUCAAGGCCAUCGAGCGUCAAUUCGGGGGAGAUCCAACCAAAUUCAAUCCAGCAAAGCUGCGACAGAUGAUUAUAAAUAGGAAUCAGCUUCAGAGAGAUUAUCUCGAUCGGUGGACGGCUACGCAGAAGAACGGAGAGCUAGUGAUGGACGGUAUAAUCAGCCCAGUCGCGCCCCUGGCAGCGAAUCGACUCGGAUUUGCAGAGAGAGGGCUGUAUAUCUCUUACACCGUGGUCUGGAACUUGCUCGACUAUUCAGCAUGCACGUUCCCGGUGACAUAUGCGUCGCAAUCAAUCGAUGUUAAACGCGGAGCAGAAUGGCAGCCUCUCAGCGAGCUAGAUAAGGUGAUCCAAAGCGAGUACGAUCCCGAGUUCUAUGAUGGGGCACCUGUGUCAUUGCAAUUGGUGGCAAUGGAAUACAAGUGCCGUGCUUGCCUAGUUUUGAAUGUCUGGGCCAGUCAGUUCAGAUGGUCGCACUUGCCUGAUAAGGUAGUAUUAUUAAUCUCGCGGCUGGACGCGACUUCCGCGCGUUUGUGCCAAGCCUGCAGCUUCCGUGGGAGCUCCGGUUGCCAUGUGCAACGAGUGCCAUCUCGGCCUCUCCACCAUUUGGCAACCCACCAUCUGUCCGCACCCAGCUCUCUCCUCUUCAGAUAUCAGAGCGAAAACGCAGAGAUUCCUGUCUUCUAUUAUAGCUAUUGCUCACUUCCCUUCUUUUCGACUUCUCCAGCCAUGCCGCCGCGUCGCCGAACGGGCCAGAGUGCCACCGCUCGAACCCAUCAAUCAACGCUCUCCUUUGGAUCGAAAUCCAGAGUCACCAAGCCUUCAGCGACGCCGGUUUCCGCAAAGAAAGCCAAGGAUGUGGACUAUGUCAUUGAUAAAUCUGUUUCGGAGACCUCGCCUGACACUUCGGUGGAUGCUCAGACCUCAGUAGCCCCGCCGUCAGAAACUUCCCAACCGCACAUCGCUGAGGUUGUCGUGAGAGAGCAAGCAAAGUCAGAACUCGAGCAGCCUCUGACCGAAGAAGACAAAAGAGCAUUGCAGAUUACUGAUGCCGAUCUGCAAAAGUACUGGAGAGCGGAAGAGCAGAAGAGGAAGGCACCUGGUGGUUAG
Rasamsonia emersonii CBS 393.64 is the source of this 2280-nucleotide messenger RNA. Its product is annotated as Acetamidase. The transcript is spliced from 5 exons. Bases 1 to 2280 code for a protein of 759 amino acids. The record is from RefSeq and is a predicted model, not a curated record. Lineage: Eukaryota; Fungi; Ascomycota; Eurotiomycetes; Eurotiales; Trichocomaceae.